Molecule: messenger RNA, 720 nt
Organism: Zasmidium cellare ATCC 36951
Lineage: Eukaryota; Fungi; Ascomycota; Dothideomycetes; Mycosphaerellales; Mycosphaerellaceae
Exons: 1
Cellular component (GO): cytoplasm
Molecular function (GO): oxidoreductase activity
Source: RefSeq, a predicted model, not a curated record
AUGGCCCCAUUGAACGUCCUCGUCUUCGGAUCAGGCGCCGUAGGAACAGUCUACAUCCACGUCCUCGUCCAAGCCGGCUGCAACAUAACAGCAGUCUGCCGCUCCAACUACAACGCAGCGAAAACAGAAGGCUUCCACAUCGACUCGGCCCUCUACGGAAAAGGAAUCCACAUCCAUCCGUCCAAAUUUCGAGUCGUAAAGACCCCCGAGGAAGCAGCAGCAUCGCCAAAAGAACCUUUCGAUUACAUUCUCGUAUGUAGUAAAGUCCUCCCCGAUCUUGAGACGAGCAAAAUCAUCGCAACGGCUGUGACGGAGGGCCAUACGACGAUCGUUCUGAUCCAGAAUGGCAUCGACAUCGAACAAGAAUACGCCUUGAAAUUUCCUUCCAACCCCCUCCUCACCUGCGUAGCAUACAUCCCCACAACGCAGACCGCCCCAGGCUACAUCACGCACGGCGACGUCAACAUGCUCGAAGUCGGCCCAUUCCCUACAGAAUCCACCAGGACGAAGGAAGCAGCAGAACAACUCAUCUCGACCUUAAACACCGGCGGCGGAAACCUGAAAUACGUCGAAAAGAUCCAAGAAAAACGCUGGUUCAAACUCCUCCUCAACGCGCCUUGGAACCCCAUCUGCGCAUUGACACUCUCUCGCGACGUGGCAUUCUUGGCAUCGUCCGACUUCGCGGAGAGUGUGAUCAAAGGCGUGUUAUCGGAAGUCGUA